Molecule: messenger RNA, 3554 nt
Organism: Triticum urartu
Lineage: Eukaryota; Viridiplantae; Streptophyta; Magnoliopsida; Poales; Poaceae
Product: protein STICHEL-like 4
Biological process (GO): DNA-templated DNA replication; DNA repair
Cellular component (GO): DNA replication factor C complex; DNA polymerase III complex
Molecular function (GO): DNA-directed DNA polymerase activity; ATP binding; DNA binding
Source: RefSeq, a predicted model, not a curated record
ACACGGCACGAGACGAGGCCACUCGCCAGCCCACACCGCCACCCACCCCCUCUCCUUCCCGUGAAAUCCCGCAGCCUCCAACCGAAAAGGCGUCCAAAUCUCCGACCCACACACUAGCUACCGCCACAAUCACUCGCAGUCGCGGCACACACACACACGGCCACGCCCAGAUGGCCUAGCGCAGCGCACACAGGGGAGUCAGCGCUUCUCUCGCGCCUCGAUCCCAGCGCUUGUGCCGUACGUGCGUGACGCAAUGCCGGCGCCGGACCGCGCCGGCGCCGCGGGGGGCGGGCACCCGCGCGGCCACGCGCACCUCACCAACUGCGUACACCUGCGCCACCACGGGGGAGGCGGCGGAGGGCCCGCGUCCUCCUCGGGCCGGAGGCGGAGCCCCGCGUCGGCCGCGCUGAUGCGCGACCUCCUCGCGCUCCAGCGCUCGCGGGCGCGGACGCUCCGGGACCCCUCCACGCGCCGCUCCGUCGAGUCCUCCUCCAAGGUGGCGGCAGACCCCGACCCGUACACCGACGACGACCGCGACGGCGCCGUCGAUCUCCCCGCCAGGUCCCGGCGCGGCGCCAAGGCCAACGGGGCGCUCAAGACGCUCCUCGACCAGCUCGCCGAUAACCCCCACCCCAAGGCGGCCAGGCGCCCCCGCCGCCGCUUCAAACGCGGGGCCGGGGCCGCCCGCCGCGCCGGCACCGCCGGCAAGGCCCCAGAUCGCGCCGCCGCCGCGCUCUCCCUCAACUCCAGCUCCCAGGAGGCCGUCUGCGGCAACAAGUACCUCUUCCGCGACGGCGACGAGCUGCGGCAGCAUGUGCCGCAGGACUCGCGCAACGUCUGCGGCAUCCCGUGGAACUGGUCGCGCCUCCACCACCGCGGCAAGUCUAUCCUCGACCUGGCCGGCCGCAGUCUAUCGUGCGGGCUCUCCGACCCCAAGUCGGCGGCGGGGCGCGAACCCGAAGCGACGACCUCCGCCUCCGCCUCGCGCGCGCACCUCAGCGGUUCACACUCUCUUUUCCCGGUCAAGUCCGAGAGGCUGGCUUCCUCCACCAGCUCCGACUCUGACGCUUUGCCUCUGCUCGUCGAGGCGGCCACCUCCGGUGAACGCAAUGGCAUUGGCGGCAUGGCUGGGAGCUACUCCGGGGAGCUCGGGCUAUUCUCUAACAGGAGCAGCGAGAUGGAUUCUGACCUCUUGUCCCAGGCGCGGUCUGGGACACGGGGCUCUCUGCGAAGCCGCAGCCGGCACCGGAGCCUGACACAGAAGUUCGCACCGAGGACGUUCAAGGACGUCGUCGGGCAGAGCUUGGUGGUGCAGGCGCUAUCCAACGCCGUCCUAAGGAGGAAGGUCGGGUUGGUAUACGUCUUCUAUGGGCCGCACGGCACAGGGAAGACAUCAUGCGCGCGCGUCUUCGCCAAGGCGCUCAACUGCCACUCUGCCGAGCACCCGCGGCCCUGUGACUCGUGCAUUUCGUGCAUCGCGCACAAUGUUGGCAAAAGCAGGGAUGUGAUGGAGAUUGGGCCCGUAGGCAACAUCGACAUGGAUGGAAUUGUGGAUGUUCUUGACAAUGUCAUGCUUUCACCGGCACCAUCACACUAUAGGGUAUUCAUAUUUGAUGACUGCGACACAUUGCCAGCAGACACUUGGAGCAUCAUCUCCAAAGUCAUUGACCGGGCACCCCGCCGUGUGGUGUUUAUCCUUGUUGGUCCCAACCUGGACCUCCCUCAUAUCAUCCUGUCGAGAUGUCAGAAGUUUUUUUUCCCCAAGUUGAAGGAGUGUGACAUCGUCAACACAUUGCAGUGGAUUUCCACCAGUGAAACUCUAGAUGCGGAUAGGGAUGCAUUGAGGUUAAUUGCAUCCCGUUCAGAUGGAUCGUUGAGAGAUGCUGAGAUGACUCUUGAUCAGCUGAGUUUGUUGGGGCAAAGGAUUUCUCUGUCUCUUGUCCAAGAACUCGUUGGUUUGGUAUCCGAUGAUAAGCUGGUUGAUUUACUUGAUUUGGCACUAUCUGCUGACACUGUGAACACAGUGAAGACAUUACGAGACAUUACAGAAACUGGAGUUGAGCCUUUGGCACUGAUGUCUCAACUUGCCACGAUAAUUACUGACAUCCUGGCUGGUUCCUACAUAUUUGCAAGAGAAAGACCACGAAGAAAGUUCUUCAAACGUCCAACCUUGUCAAAAAAUGAUAUGGAGAAACUACGGCAGGCUUUGAAAACACUAUCAGAAGCUGAAAAGCAGUUGAGAGUCUCCAAUGACAAGGCAACAUGGCUGGCGGCUGCUCUGCUUCAGCUUGCUCCUGAUAAGCAGUAUAUGGUGCCAAGUUCAUCAACAAGUACGAGUUUCAACCACGGUGUAUUGGACGGUUCCCUUCCUGGAAAGGAUGUAGCAAGGCACUCAGCUAUUGAGCAUAAUGGUAACAUGGCAAGCACUUCUUACGGGGAAAGGAGAACCAUUAAACAUACAUCAAAUCACCAUGGUUCGUCCACUGUAACCAAAGUGAACGAGCAAUCCAAACAUAGCAAAACUGAAAAUGAAAUGAUCUGGCAAGCAGUGCUUGAGAGUAUUCAGUCAGAUACACUACGAAAAAUGAUGGCCAAAGAAGGAAAGCUAAGAUCUGUCAGCCUAGGAACCGGACCGACAGUGCAAGUGAUAUUCAGCUCACGUGUAAAUAAGUCCAACGCUGAAAACUUCAGGGGACAAAUUAUGCAGGCGUUUGAGUCUGUUCUUCAUUCUGCUAUAAUACUUGAAAUCCGAUAUGAAUCAAAACAUGAUGCGGGAGCAGGUCAUGAUGAGAAUGACACUGACAUGAUAUCAAGGAGAUCCUUCAGUAAACAUAGUAGCCCGGUUUCUUCUGGAGGUGAAACCCUCGUCAGGAGGCUUAAAAAAGACAGGGUUGUCAAGGGAGCUAGUUCUACUAAGACCAAGUGGAUGCAAUCUGAUCCCCACAUAUUAACAGAAGGCGAGAUCAUUGAAGUUGGACCUUCUCACAUGCACCGGUAUCCUGAAACAGAUAAUGGUGUUCGUAAUAUGAAUGAAAGAAGAAAUGAUAAUGCAUGGGAAGAGGCUUUGUCAUCACCAAACCAAGAGGGUGUGAUGAAACAAGGAGGAAAAAAUGGGAAUAAACAGCGUCGACAGAACAGCAUAGUAAAACGAAAGCUCUCACUUGCUCAUGUUCUCAGUAAGGCGGAGGUUUGUUCCCAACGAGGAGGCUGGUCUAGACGAAAAGCUAUGUCAAUUGCAGAAAAACUGGAACAAGAGAAUUUGAGAUUAGAGCCUAGAUCAAGAAAUAUACUUUGUUGGAGAACGUCAAAGACUCGCCGGAAGCUCUCGUCGUUUAGGGUCAGGACUGGAAGUGGAAGGUCACGAGCUAUAUCGCGGCUUAUCCUGUGUGGAAGAUGCAUUUCCACAAAAUCCCCAAGAUAAAAGAACACUAGAAGUGGUAGUUUUACAAGCGUUCAAUUUAGCAUCCAUAAUUUAUUCACCCUGUACCUUGUAGACUGUAGCUGUGUCAAUUUUUAGGCUUUCUCUAAUCUGUAAAUUGUUUGUCAUGUAAAAG